Micromonas pusilla CCMP1545 is the source of this 546-nucleotide messenger RNA. RefSeq lists its product as uncharacterized. The record is from RefSeq and is a predicted model, not a curated record. Gene Ontology annotation, biological process: protein import into mitochondrial matrix. Gene Ontology annotation, cellular component: TIM23 mitochondrial import inner membrane translocase complex. NCBI's taxonomy places the organism in Eukaryota, Viridiplantae, Chlorophyta, Mamiellophyceae, Mamiellales, Mamiellaceae. The transcript is spliced from 2 exons. Bases 1 to 546 code for a protein of 181 amino acids.
AUGGCGGCGCGCUUGAUCGCGAACCUGAUCGUCGCCGGCGGCCAGGUCGCGAUGAAAGCGGUCGCGAACGCGUACAGCAAAGCGCUCGCGAACGCGCAGAGAUCAGGCGUCGCGCAGGAGGCGGCGGCGAAGGGCGCGGCGGCCGGGGGGAUGUUUCGGAAGAAGGUGAUGCAGGUCGAGGAAGCGAGGCAAGUCCUCGGCGUGGAGAAGGGCGCGACGCUCGAGUGCGUGCUCGAGCGGCACGAUAAGCUCAUGACGGCGAACGAGAAGGAUCCGGAGACGGGGCAGUACCGCGGGAGCUUCUACCUCCAGAGCAUGAUCAACAACGCGAAGGAGUCGGUGUUGAGAGAGGAUUUCCCCGACUACAAACCCCCGGGCUCGGGAGACGCGGAGGCGUCGGGACCUGCGAAGGAGAUUAGCGACGGCGAAGAGGGUGGCGGAGACGGCGACGGUGGCGGUGGCGGUGGGGGGGCGUCGGGGGGGAGGUCGAAUCCCAACUCUGGGCGCGGGUUCGCCGCGAGCGGCGUGGACGACGCGUCGAAAUAG